AUGAUCUUCAUCAGAGUCCCCCGUAUUGCUUUCGUCGGUUUCAUCUCCAUCCAGCUUUUCACGAUGAUGGGCGGCUUGUUCCCCCUCGAGGUCCCCACUGACCGUCCCACAGUUGAUGUUAUCCCAUGGUACGCCAAUCAAUGUCUGUCUUUUGCCUAUUAG
Molecule: messenger RNA, 162 nt
Organism: Perkinsus marinus ATCC 50983
Lineage: Eukaryota; Perkinsozoa; Perkinsida; Perkinsidae
Exons: 2
Coding region: 1-162 (53 amino acids)
Source: RefSeq, a predicted model, not a curated record